Messenger RNA from Micropterus salmoides (largemouth bass), 1092 nucleotides. RefSeq names its product hydroxysteroid (17-beta) dehydrogenase 10 (gene hsd17b10). The record is from RefSeq and is a predicted model, not a curated record. Gene Ontology annotation, cellular component: mitochondrion. The transcript has 6 exons. Gene Ontology annotation, molecular function: estradiol 17-beta-dehydrogenase [NAD(P)+] activity. Gene Ontology annotation, biological process: estrogen metabolic process; androgen metabolic process; fatty acid metabolic process. The coding region runs from base 100 to 882 and encodes 260 amino acids. Lineage: Eukaryota; Metazoa; Chordata; Actinopteri; Centrarchiformes; Centrarchidae.
GCCAUCUUGUUACAUGCCCACCGCCCAAAAGAAGAAGACAUCCGGUGACGCCGCCGUCAAAUGCGCGAGCUUCGGUGUGACGUCACUGUCUGAACGAACAUGGCGAACAUUCGGUGUGUCAAGGGCAUGGUCGGCCUGGUGACGGGCGGUGCGUCCGGUUUGGGCCGAGCCACUGUGGAGCGUCUGGUGCAGAACGGAGCGUCUGCUGUGAUCCUGGACCUGCCCUCGUCUGAUGGACCGGCUCUGGCAGCCAGUCUGGGGGACCGCUGUGCCUUUGCUCCUGCAGACGUUACGUCGGAGGCAGACGUACAGUCAGCGGUGUCGCUGGCCAGAGAGAAGUUCGGGAAGCUGGACCUGGCAGUUAAUUGUGCCGGCAUCGCUGUCGCCGUUAAAACCUACAACUUUAAGAAGGACCUGCCUCACAGCCUGGAGGACUUCCAGCGUGUUAUCAAUGUGAACAUUGCAGGAACCUUUAAUGUGAUCCGCCUAGCUGUGGGUGCGAUGGGGAAGAACGAGCCUGAUGCGGACGGACACAGAGGCUGCAUCAUUAACACAGCCAGUGUGGCAGCUUUUGAUGGACAGGUCGGCCAAGCGGCGUAUUCGGCGUCUAAAGGUGGCAUCGUAGGAAUGACUCUCCCCAUCGCACGAGAUCUGGCACCCAUGGGCAUCAGGGUCAUCACCAUAGCACCCGGUCUGUUCGCCACUCCCCUCCUGGCUGGUCUUCCAGAGAAGGUGCGCUCCUUUCUCGCCCGCCAGGUGCCCUUCCCCUCACGGCUGGGAGACCCCGCCGAGUUUGCCCACUUGGUCACGUCGCUGGCUGAGAACCCCAUGAUUAAUGGAGAGGUCAUCAGACUGGACGGAGCCAUUCGCAUGCAGCCCUGAGCCAGAUGGGGGGUGUGUGUGUGCUGUUGUUGUUUGGGGUAUUUGUUGUUGUAGAAAACUGCAUACAGUAAAUGUACACUAAUGGGUCAUAAGCACCAUUUAAUCAGGGUUGUGAGUGAGAGAGGUGACUGAAUGAGACUGUACACAAUUCAGAGCAUUGCAGUACUUUGUUUGUAAACUAAUCCAGAUAAUAAACCUCAGAUACUUUGA